Messenger RNA from Pocillopora damicornis (cauliflower coral), 1190 nucleotides. RefSeq lists its product as uncharacterized. NCBI's taxonomy places the organism in Eukaryota, Metazoa, Cnidaria, Anthozoa, Scleractinia, Pocilloporidae. Gene Ontology annotation, molecular function: extracellular matrix structural constituent; oligosaccharide binding. The record is from RefSeq and is a predicted model, not a curated record.
AUGUUCCGAUUAUUUCUUGCACUAAGCUUCGUUUUUAUCCUGGGCACCCUUGUAGUCUCAAAGAACCAAUCGGGUUCGAAGAAUGGAACAGAGCAAAUUAAGUGUGUGGAAAGUAGAGACGGCAGAGAUGGUCAAAACGGAAAAGAUGGCCGAGAUGGACGCGACGGGAAAGUGGGAACAAAGGGAGUCAAAGGGGAGCAGGGCUUUCAUGGGAAAGAUGGAAUAAAUGGAACAAAGGGUCAAAAAGGCGAAACCGGUCCGGCUGGUAAAUCACCUCAAGGUGCCAUCAAGUUUGGUGACACUGCUGAGAAAUGUAGUCUGCGAACUGCUGGCACUGUUCGUUACAAUGCUUCACAAAAUGCCUUGCAACUAUGCGAUGGAAGUGCUUGGUUGCCAUUGGUGACUGGAGGGAAAGGUCACGUGGCCAGUAGACCUGGUCGUCACUGUAUGGAUAUCCUAAAAUCAGGUGACAGGCGUGGUAGCGGACUUUACUGGAUCGAUCCAAACGGAGGCUCGACAGGUGACUCGUUCCAGGCUUUUUGCGACAUGGAGACUGAGAAUGGAGGUUGGACACUAGUUUCCACCAAGGUUUCCCCAAGCUUCAUCUCUAUAAAGACAGCAUUUUCAGCAUCAGCAGCAAAAUCCACAGACACAGAUGCAGCGAGUCACAUCCACCCUGAUAUGAGGGACUGGAAGGAGGUCAUGUUCCGGUUUAAUGACGUCAAUACCAUCAGGGUCAUUUACAACAGGAAGGCAGGCGCUCCAAAUAAGGACAAAACAGAGUUCGAAAAUUUAUUAAUGGGGAGAUCCGGCGGGAAGCUAGGGAACGUCUUUGGGUUCUUCAAGUACAGCCCUGCAGAUCGCCACAAGAAAACUCCAGCUGUGGGUUUUGCCAGAUUACGUCUAGACUUUCGAUCGGGCAGGAUUUCAGAAUAUUUUACGGACAGCGACAAGUGGAUUGACAUGUGGACUAGUGUCGACGGCUCAGACAACUACGUCACUUCCGACGACCGCCGCGCGCGCGGUACCAAGUGUAUCGCGGGCUACUGUUAUCUGAACAAACCAAUCUGGGUGAUGGUGCGAUAGAAACAAACUGUAGUUUGAAACUAAGAAAAGGCGCUGUCAAGUUUCUGUAAGGUGUUGCAUGGGAUUAUAAAAAAGUAACUUGUUAUAACAGCCAAACCUUGUUG